CCCAGAUAAAGUAUGUUCUCGCGGCUAUGCACAUUAUCCCUUACUUAAGAGACACGUCCCAACUUCUGGAUUGCAUCAACAUUUUCUGUAGGAUAAGAAGCUUUUAAGGUCUAUUUUUUGAAAAGUAAUUAAAGAAAGACUUUCAUGCCAUUGUGUGCCCUGUAUGAGCGUGCAUCCCUUGACUCCUGCAGCUCGUUGUUUUCGACUCUCGUGUUGAGCUCCUCUCCUCCUGCGCGUGGAAACAUGAGGACAGUCAGUCAGAAUCUCUCCUCCCACUCCACAUCAUAUUCCUUCAUUCUCCGCUCAUUUUCUUUCUCCGUCUCUGAGCCCAGAUGCCUCCUGCUUUCACCAGAAACUCCCCUCAGGACUGACUUUAAUCAGCUCUUCGGCGCAGUGUUUGUUUGCUCAGUUAAUUUUGCGUUGCAGAAACAUGUCAAGCCGGGUCAGCGUUGCGAUUUUGCGGUUCAAUUGUGUUUUCUUUCUGGCUGCGAGCCACGUCAAGAGCUCUGAACCGGACUACCUCUUUCCAGACACAGAACAAGAACUCUUCAUCAAGCAGCACUCUGAGUUUUGUGUGGAUCAUCCUGAAAAAGUGGACGGAGAUGGGAAUUUCAUCUCAUAUUCUUUAUCGCAUCACUUCUCUGACAGGCGACAGAAGAGGGACCUGAAUUCAGCAGAGAGGCGAGUGUAUUACAAACUCAACUACAAAGGUCAGGAGUUCACUCUCAAUCUAACCACCAAUGACAAUCUGCUCUCCAAUGAAUAUGUGUUGGAGAAACACAGCGGGAGUUUAACAGAAAAGCAGUCACACACAUCUGGGAGUGGCGCCUGCCACCUCAUUGGCACAGUAACUGAUGGUUACGUGCAGGGAACCGCUGCCAUCAGCACCUGUGCAGGACUGACAGGGCUGUUAAAUUUACCGCAGGGGCCACUAUUGAUCGAGCCGGUCCGUGGCCACACCUCAAACGUCACUCAUCCACGACACCCACAUGUGAUCUACUGGAGUUCAACCUGGAGUGGACUCAGGCGGCGACGUAGCACUGAUGCACACAGCAUUCAUCAUAGUCCCUGUGGGGUCAAAGAUGGUUCUGAGUUUUCCCAACAGGUGGAGCAGGAGAGAGAGCACUGGGAGCAGGAGCAGCGCCAGCAGGGUGGGGAUCGUAAUCAUGAUCCGGAUCGAGAGUGGACACGACCACGGAGGAUCUCCCCUCGCUCCAUCAGCAAAGAGCGCUGGGUGGAGACCAUGGUGGUGGGCGACUCCAAACUGGUGGACUACCACGGAAGUGGAAACGUUGAGUCCUACAUCUUUACCAUCAUGAACAUGGUGGCUGGAAUUUUUCACGAUGCCAGCAUCGGUAAUGCUGUCCAUAUCGUAUUGGUCCGGCUCAUUCUGCUACACGGAGAAGAGAAAGGCCUGAAGAUCAUUCACCACGCUGAUACGACUCUCAACAGCUUCUGUACCUGGCAAAAAAACCUCAAUCCUCAAAGUGACACUCAUCCUGCGCACCAUGAUGUCGCUGUACUCAUCACACGGAAGGAUAUCUGCGCAGGCAUGAAUCAGCCGUGUGAGACGCUGGGCUUGUCUCACCUGUCGGGCAUGUGCCAGUCACAUCGCUCCUGUAAUAUCAACGAGGACUCAGGGCUACCUGUCGCUUUCACCAUUGCUCAUGAACUCGGACACAGUUUCGGAAUCCAUCAUGAUGGUCAAGGGAAUGACUGUGAGUUAGUAGGUAGGCAUCCAUUCAUCAUGUCCCGCCAGCUUCACUACGACUCCUCUCCUCUCACCUGGUCCUCCUGCAGCAAGGAGUACAUCACACGCUUUCUCGAUCGUGGUUGGGGCUUCUGUCUGGAUGACCGGCCAUCUAAGAGGGACCUCAGCUCUGCCAUGGCGGCGCCAGGGGUACGAUACACGCCUCAGCACCAGUGCCAGCUGCAGUACGGACCCAACGCCACCUUCUGCUCAGAAGUGGAAAAUGUGUGUCAGAUUCUGUGGUGCUCUGUAAAUGGAUCAUGCCGCUCCAAACUGGACUCGCCGAUAGAUGGAACCAGGUGUGGGCCCGAGAAGUGGUGUAUCUCUGGUGAGUGUGUGAUCGUAGGGAAGUUACCGGAAACAGUGCAUGGAGGCUGGGGUCCCUGGAGCACCUGGUCUCACUGCUCUCGCACCUGUGGAGCUGGAGUCCAGUCAGCAGACAGGGAAUGCAACCAGCCCAAACCUGAGUUUGGAGGCAAAUAUUGUACAGGCGAGCGGAAGCGCUACAGAAUUUGCAACACAAAACCUUGUGCCAGAAAACAUCCCUCCUUCAGAGAGAUGCAGUGCAGUGAAUUUAACACUGUGCCGUACCACAAUGAACUCUAUGAGUGGCUACCUGUUGCAAGCUCAUCACGUCCAUGCGAGCUGCACUGCAAGCCUGUGGAUGAGAACUUUUCUGAGAAGAUGUUGGAUGCGGUUACAGAUGGAACGCCCUGCUUUAUGAACAACAGCAGAAACAUCUGUGUCAAUGGUGUGUGCAAGGAAGUGGGUUGUGAUUUUGGCAUUAAUUCUAAUGCUAAAGAAGACGGGUGUGGUGUUUGUCUGGGUGAUGGAUCCACUUGUGAGACGGUGAAGGAGAACUUUGUGGCGCAAGAUGGAUUUGGUUACACAGACCUGGUUUUGAUCCCUGAGGGAGCUCGGGAUAUCUUCAUACAGGAAGUGGAAGAGGCUGGGAAUUUCCUUGCGAUCCGAGCGGCUGAUUCAGAUGAGUAUUACCUCAAUGGGAAUUUCAUAAUUCAGUGGAACGGAGAGUACGAGGCAGGUGGAACAAAGUUUUACUACGAUCGGAUGGGUAAUAUGGAGAAUCUCACCUCAGCAGGACCAACAACUGAACCUGUCAUGAUCCAGCUUUUGUUCCAAGAAGCAAACCCCGGUGUCAAAUAUGAGUACACAAUUAAGAGAAGUCGCCCGCUGGGGAACGAAAUUCUGGAACCAGAGUACAUUUGGAAAUAUGGAGCCUGGACUGACUGCAGCACCACCUGUGGGCUUGGUGAGCAGCAUCAGCCUGUGCGCUGUUUUGAGCCAGAGGUUGGUGUGGUCGAGGAAACGCUGUGUGACCCCAGCACACGUCCUGAUGACAGGCAUCGCAAGUGCAAGAACAUGGACUGCCCUGCAAGAUGGUGGGUGGGAGGAUGGCAGACAUGCUCGGCUACAUGCGGUCCAGACGGAGUGAGAAAGCGCACCGUUCUGUGUGUGCGUACGGUGGCCGGAGAGGAGCGGGUUCUGCACCCUGGAGACUGUAAGCAGCUGCUCAAACCCAAACCUGUGGUACCCUGCAACCGAGACGUAACGUGUGGGUUCGAAUGGACUGUGGGGAACUGGAGCGAGUGCUCUCUGUCUUGCGAUGGAGGGAUAAAGUCCAGAGUUGUCAAGUGUGUGGCAAAACAACCCGGCCAGUGCAACCUUGCCAAUCGACCUCGUUCCACGAUCCUCUGUAACCUCCAGAGCUGCUCGUCCACUAACAGAUGGACAGGUUCUCCAUUCCGACCACGAUUCCGACCUAGAGUCCCUCCUAAAAUCCCCACGCAGGUCCCCGGGACCCAGACACCAGGAUAUAGCACCACUCUUGUGCCUCCAAACACCAUUACAACCAACACCUCUCCAACAUCCACAACAUCUGACAUCAUCCAUGAAGAUGACCAAGACUUUAUCUUGGUGAGGGACGAUCACAAAGGCAGUGAUGGUCCUGUAACGAUUCCCACAAAUACUGAGGAUGAGGAGGGAAGCACAGACCUGCAGCCUCCGGAUAAAAGCUACACGCCAGGUUAUGAUUAUAUAGUAGAAGAUCCAAACGGAGAAGAAAGGGCACAUGAGGAUAAUAUGUUUACCAGCAGGCCAGAAGAAGUCCCCACAUCCACUGUCCAAUCAUUGCGUACUAACAUCUCCACAACAAAACCAGACUCUACUAGAAGGACCCAAUACAGUGAUUAUUUGAGAACAUCCCCAGUGUUGCAGAAAACAACAAGCUCAUAUGAACCACAUACCACCCCAAACCCAACAGAGCCACAUUUGAAUACUCAAAGUCCACAAGCAACUGUUCUUACACUGAAGAUACUGAGAAAAGCCUCACAAACACCAAACAGUCCCAGCAAAGGCAAUGCUCCUAAAGCAGUCAGGCAGAAGCCAGAGACAGCGACGAGUGCACGAGAUCCCAUCAGUAGGAAUGUAUUUUGGAUAGUGGGCAACUGGAGUGAUUGCUCCACUACGUGUGGUCUUGGUGCGGUGUGGCGGUCAGUAGCCUGCAGCUCAGAGCGUGAGGAAGACUGUGCCAGUGUGAAGAAGCCAGAACCUGCCCGCCGCUGCAACCUGCGACCCUGUGCCACCUGGAAGAGUGGAAACUGGUCCGAGUGUCCCGAAGGCUGUGUGACUGAUAUGAAGCAUCGAGAAGUGCAGUGCAUCAACACUCAGAGCAGACGUCCACUGAGGCCUUUUCACUGUCAGGCUCUAUCAUACAAACCACACAGCAGUUUGCCCUGCAACACCCGGCCCUGCCUGCAGUGGAUGUCCUCACCCUGGGCAGAGUGCUCUAAAAGCUGUGGGCACGGAGUGAAGGAGAGACGUGUGCACUGCCCUGAGUACCAGCGCUGCAAUAUCACGCUCAAACCCAACAACACUGAGUCCUGCAAUCUGCGGCCCUGCACCAGCUGGGCCACUGAAGCCUGGGGUCAGUGCUCCAGAAGCUGUGGUGGAGGGAUGCAGAAGCGAGCCGUGUGGUGCAAAAAUGAGGAAUCCGGCGAGGAAGAAAAGAUGUCACUGUGUCCAAAAAACAAACCUGACAGUGUGCAGAACUGCAACCCAGAGGAGUGUAAAACUGAUUUAGGUCUAGUUUGUAAGAAAAACAGCAUGUCGACACGUUUCUGUGAGAAACUCAAGCUGCUGGGUCGCUGCUCGCUGCGCUCGAUCCGCAAGCAGUGUUGUGUCACUUGCAUGAUGUAACACUGCAGAGGUCAGGCUUGGGUCAUCGACCAAAAGCACAAACUACUGGACACACAGACAUCCCUCUCAAAUAUAGAAAAAUGUGGUUUUUACUUGAACAACGGAAUCCUAGGCGUUUGACUCUAUUUGUCUUAAAAUGUGAAUUGAAAUGCUUCCAGAAACAUCAAGAUUUAGUUACAGGAUUCAUCACCAGUUAGACAGUUAACAUGUAUGUUAGUUUUUGCACUCGUUUUGGACUUUUUAUCAUUGUUUUUCUUCUUUUUAACCCGAAAAGGUGUGUUUUGACUGGUUUACCAGUCAAGAACAGGUUGAACACGCAGCAAGACACCUGUCUUUACGGACCCUGAAACUGCCAAGAAACAAGCAAAAGUUUUUGCACUUACAGGCUGAUAUUCAGGUUAUCCAUUAAAAACAGUAGUUGUUAUUAUCUGAAAUGUCAUGUGACCACUGUCUGAUGUACAUUACACAACGCUUUCACAGUCAAAAUGUGCAGUUCUUAAAUUAGUGUAGUUUUACUAACUUAUUUUGCACAAAGCUGAGGUUAACUCAAUAGUUUUUUGUGGAUAUGUGUGCAAAAUUAUUAACUAAUUAACCCAAGUUGGUAUUAGAUAGUAUAUUAAUAAGCUGCAUGAAACAUUGAGGGCAUAAAUUUGAUUUUAGAUGGUUACAGUCUCACGUUGUUUUUGUUUUAUUUUAUUUGCUAUAAAAGAUCAUUUUAAUUUGCAUGGACAAAGCAAAUAACAUCACUAAUAUUUCAACAUAACUUAAAAAUUUUGUUUUUAUUUUAUUAGUUUUAAUUCAGUGAAUACUGUCAUUAAAAAAAAUGACCCGGAAAAAAAAAAUCUAUUUUUUGCUUUAAACAUAAGAUGACCUAAGUUUCAUCUUUAUAAAUGCAGAGAAAAUUAAAAAAGGAAAUGACUGAGAUGAGAAAUGGUACUUUAUAAACAGUAUGUAUUUGUAACUUAACUGGAUAGUGAGUGUUCUUGUCAUUCCGUGAAUCAUAUUUAGUGUUGUGAUGAAAAUGCAGGUACGAAUAUUUCAGGUACAAAAAAAAACAAUGCAGCCAGAAGCAUCAAAAUUUUUGAGCUUACAAAAGAUCCGGUCUACUUUAGUUUGCAUUUACCUAUUAUUGUUAUUUUAAUAAAAAUCACAUUUCUUACCACUUAACAAAUUAUAACCUUAAAUAGUUUUUGAAUUAAUCUUUACACAGGAUCUUAGAAACUUUUUACUCAAACAUUACUCACCCUCAGGCCAUCCAAGAUGUACAUGAGUUUGUUACUUCAUCAGAACAGAUUAUUUUUAUUUUUAUUUUAUUUUUUAACU
Cyprinus carpio (common carp) is the source of this 6289-nucleotide messenger RNA. RefSeq names its product ADAM metallopeptidase with thrombospondin type 1 motif, 12. Gene Ontology annotation, biological process: extracellular matrix organization; proteolysis. Gene Ontology annotation, molecular function: metalloendopeptidase activity. Gene Ontology annotation, cellular component: extracellular matrix. The record is from RefSeq and is a predicted model, not a curated record. Lineage: Eukaryota; Metazoa; Chordata; Actinopteri; Cypriniformes; Cyprinidae.